AGAGGAAAGGAGGGAGACAGACAGACUGCAAGAGCAAGUGGACACAGGGAAGGAACGAAAGAAGGGGGACAGGGCUGGAGAGUUUGGCCUUUUUUUUCUUUUUUUGCUCAGUAGACCUGCACAAGAACCCGGUUCUUAGCGGAGGAGCCUCUGAGCUUCAAGUCCUCAGAGGUGUGAGUUUCUGAGCUCAGGUAGAGAGGAUGGCGGUGCGGAUGUUGAUGGUGUGUGUGCUGGGAAGUCUUCUGUGUCAGGUGUUAAUCUCUGCAGAACUUCAUCACACAGAAGAAGAGCUACAUCCUCUAACGCUUUACCCAUGGAGAAAUCAAGGAAAAGGGAUAGUCAGGGUGAAGAGAGACUGGAUCAUCCCUCCAAUCAGAGUGCUAGAGAACAGCAAGCAGGUUCCUGAAGACCUUGUCCAGAUCAAAUCGGACAAAAUCUUCACUGGCGUGGUGAUCUACAAGUUAGAAGGACCAGGAGUUGACCAGGAGCCCAAGAAUCUGUUUGAGAUUGAUGAUAAAACAGGAAUAAUCAGGAGCAAACGGCCGCUGGACAGAGAGAAAUACAGCAGCUUCACGCUGAAAGCAUUUGCGCUGUCCCCCAGUGGAGAAAGACUGGAGAACCCUACCACCAUAGAGAUCGUGGUACUGGAUCAGAACGACAACAGACCCACCUUCACCAAGAGCCAGUUUGUUGGCUCUGUCUCUGAGUUUUCAGUCCCAGGCACAUCAGUGAUGUCAGUAUCGGCCACUGAUGCAGAUGACCCCAUGACAGAAAACGCUUUUCUAAGCUACUCUAUCAUUGGCCAGGAGAGUUUCCCCUCCAACGCUGUGACCAAGACGAUGUUUGGUAUCAACAACCAGACAGGAGCCAUCUACACGAGAGAUGUGGGCCUGGACCGAGAGGUGGUGAAAAGUUUCAAAUUAAAGCUGCAGAUUGCUGAUAUGGGGGGAAUGGGGCUAACAAGUGAAGGAGUGGCAAUCAUACAUGUUGUGGACAUCAACAACCAUGUUCCACAGUUUCACCCAGAUUCAUACAGUAUGAAAGCCGAGGAGAACAGGUACGACUAUGAGAUUGGCCGGGUGAAUGUGACAGACAGGGAUGACCCUGGAACAGGAAACUGGGCGGUCAAAUAUUCCAUCAUAAACGACCCUGAUGGACACUUUGCCACGAGCACAGAUCCCACCACCAACCAGGGCAUCGUGAGAGUGGUGAAGCCAUUGGAUUUUGAGGCGCAAAGCAAGUACACCCUAAGGCUAACGGUGGAAAAUCUCAAUCCCCUGAGCAGCAAGGCCCCCAACCUCCCAGUGAGCACAGCCAUGGUGGUGGUGACCGUUGAGAACCAGAACGAAGCUCCCUAUUUCAGGGAGGACCCCAUACAAAUAGUGGUUCCUGAGUCUGUGCUUCCCGGGACUUUACUGAAGAGCAAUAUCGCCUAUGACCCAGAUAAUUCCGCCCUGAGGUAUGAGAUUAGCAAAGAUCCUGAGAGGUGGCUGGAUAUCAACCAGGAAACUGGAGACAUCAGUGCUCGGAGAACCUUUAACAUGCGCUCUCCAAAUGUUAAGAACAGCAUCUAUACUGCUGUUGUCAAGGUUACAGAUGCUGAUGGAGUGUCGACCUCGGCCACGAUGCUCAUCACUCUGAAGGAGACUAAUGACUUCCCCCCUCUGCUGGUCCCCCUCAGUGGCUCUGUGUGUAAGGGUGCAACUAGAUCUGGUUCUGGUCUAGUCCUGACCGCAGUGGAUGAAGACCUUCCCCCUCAUGCUGCCCCCUUUACAUUUGAAAUGCCCGAGGAUCUGUCAACCAACUGGACUGUCCUCCAAGUCAACGAUACCCAUGCUGUGCUUCACCCUCUCGUGGAGCUGGAGGCAGGAGAGUACGCAGUCACUGUGUUAGUGUCUGACUCUGGCAGCCCAGUUCUGAGCGCUUAUGCUCAGGUCAACAUCACUGUGUGCUCCUGUGACUCAUUUGGUGAUUGUAAGUCUGAGACGGGGGCUCUCCAGGGCUCCAGUGUUGGGAUCAGCUUCAUGGCGCUCAUUAUCAUCAUGGCCUGCAUUGCUCUUCUACUGAUGCUGCUCCUCCUGGCUGUGGCUGUCACCACCUGUGGGAGACGUCACCACAUUAAGAAAGGAACAGGUCUGCUUGUCGGGGAAUCAGAAGAUGACAUCCGAGAUAAUGUCCUCAAUUAUGACGAGCAAGGAGGGGGAGAGGAGGACGAGAAUGCCUUUAACAUCGACCUGCUGUGGAAUCCUCAUGACGUACCUUCAACACCGGGGUCCUACUACCCCGGUUCAGGUGUUCCUCGAGGGAAACAGCCUCUCAGGAAGGAUGCCCCCCACAACCUGCCCUCACCCACCUACCCAAGGAGGCCUCCCGCAGAUCCCACUGACAUCGAGGACUUUAUUAAUGAUGGCCUGGAGGCUGCAGAUCACGACCCUAAUGUGCCUCCAUACGACACAGCGCUGAUCUAUGACUACGAGGGAGAAGGCUCACUGGCAGGCAGCCUCAGCUCCAUCGCUUCAGGCAGCUCAGAUGGAGACCAGGACUAUGACUACCUCAACAGCUGGGGACCACGCUUCCAGAAACUGGCCAACUUGUAUGACCCACGUUAGGGUGGAGAGAGAAGACCUGUGUGACUCACCAGCAGUUUGGGACUAAGAACAUGCCUCAGGUUGUUUUUCUGGAGUGAAAAAAAAACUUUGCAAACCACAGGCCUCAAAUCCAGCAUGACUAGGGUUUUCUUGAGGAUUAUUUGGACACAGCUCACUACAGUUUCAGGGAAAGUAAAUGGGACAGUAGAAUUGUGCUGGCAUGAUCAGCCAUGAGGAAAGAAGCUGUGCAUGUUAAAGGCAAACAGGAAGUGUGUUGAAAUGAUUUUUCAUGUCUGUUGUUGUUUACCCUCAGACUUGUAUUGCCCAGUAAUGAUGCAUACAAGCCUGAGAUAUCAAAAAAAUCCUUUACAGGUAUUUCUUUUUUAUAUAUUUUAUUAUUUUAUAAGAGGAAUUUUCCUUGAUGUUGAUUGUGAUUUUUUUGUCUUCUUUGAUCAUAUGUCCUCCAUUCCAGUCAGUUUAACAUAUUUGGAAGAUUUCUCAAACAUUACACAUCAAAACACACUGUACUACACUAGAGUCAAUGAGGACUGAAUCAUGUUUUUUAAAGAUGUUCACUGAAUUUUAAUUUGACUGGUGUCUAUGGAAUAAAUGUAAAUCUUCUGAUAAAUGUACUUGAUUUAAGUGCUGUUCAUACAUUUACAGUGCCUAUAAAAAGCAUUCACCCCCUUGGAUGUUUUACCCUUUUAUUGUCUGAAAACAGAUUUCUACAAAGUAACGUCAAUUAGAUAAAAAUAUGCAUGUUAAAAUAAAUGACAGCAUUAAUAUUUACCCCCUUUAAAGUGAAUUACGUAAUUCAACAGAGGUCCUGCCAAUUGGUGCUCGUAGUCUCACCAUUAGUGAAAAUGGGGAUCACCUGAGUGCAGUGAAUGUCUCUCAAGUGAUGAGACCAAAAUGGUGCUUUUCAGCCGUCAGACAAGAUGCUGGACACCAAACACUGCACAUCAGCAUCCCCACUGUGAAGCA
This is a messenger RNA of Cheilinus undulatus (humphead wrasse), 3572 nucleotides long. It is a transcript of the gene cdh15, whose product is annotated as cadherin 15, type 1, M-cadherin (myotubule). Gene Ontology annotation, cellular component: catenin complex; plasma membrane; adherens junction. Gene Ontology annotation, biological process: cell morphogenesis; homophilic cell-cell adhesion; cell-cell junction assembly. The transcript has 14 exons. Lineage: Eukaryota; Metazoa; Chordata; Actinopteri; Labriformes; Labridae. The record is from RefSeq and is a predicted model, not a curated record. Gene Ontology annotation, molecular function: cadherin binding; calcium ion binding. Bases 201 to 2609 code for a protein of 802 amino acids.